AUGCCUCCCCACAAUGUCCGCUCGGUGGAGUCCGCAGAGCAUCAAAGCUCGUUCAGCCGGUCAUUCACAUCCAGCUCGCCCAUCGCCGCGUCGGCGAUCGCUCGAGACCUCGCCGACUUUGCUGACGAAGACCCGAAUCCCACGGAUGGAGGCUCCGAGUCCUCAACAGUUCGCCUGGCCAGCAGUUAUGCGAGCAACCCCCAUUCACUGGCAGGCUCUUAUCGUCGCCCGGGGUAUUUCACCACGGUCAGCCAUGCGACUGUGGUCCCAGCAACUGGCGAACCGCAGCCAAUUACGCAGGGUGAGCGCGAGCAAGCCAUCGAAGAGGAACGGUAUCUGCUCAGUGAUAAUCGUGUUAUCUCCGCCGAACACGCCCAUGCAAAACCUCACGGUUUGCAGCAUAAGCUGAGCGGGAUUCUCCCGGCCUCGUCUAAGCAGAGUCCUUCAAAUCAACCUGGCUCUCCUCCAGUCUCUGGGGGUAGGGAUGCAGAGGCCGACUCCGCAACGGAGACUACAGCUCUACUGGGGCCGUCCGGUAACCGUGAAAUGAGCCUAGACGAGAUUGACCGAAAAUGGGAAGAGGCUGUUACUGCUGGCCUCAUCCACACGACGUGGAAACGAGAGGCCAAGGUCAUUGGGAAAUACUCGCUUCCGUUGAUGGUCACUUUCCUGCUGCAGUAUUCCUUGACCGUGGCCAGUAUCUUCACUAUUGGGCAUCUGGGCAAGGAAGAGCUUGGUGCAGUCAGUCUGGCCAGUAUGACGGUCAGCAUCACGGGAAAUGCGGUUUAUUCGGGCUUGGCCACGAGCUUAGAUACUCUGUGCGCCCAGGCAUAUGGCUCAGGGAAGAGGAAACUGGUGGGUCUGCAGAUGCUGCGGAUGGUCUGGUUCCUUUGGCUCGUAACCAUCCCAAUCGCGGUGCUUUGGUACUUCUCGGAGCAUAUCCUCACCAAGAUUGUGCCGGAAACAGAGGUGGCCGCUAUGGCGGGCCUGUACUUGAAGAUCGCCUUGCUAGGCGCUCCUGGGUAUGCCUGCUUCGAGAGUGGCAAGCGAUACCUGCAGGCCCAGGGUGUAUUUUCGGCCUCUCUAUAUGUGCUUAUUGUAUGCGCGCCGCUUAACGCGUUUCUGAAUUGGUUUUUUGUUUGGAAAUUACAAUGGGGAUUUAUUGGUGCUCCUAUCGCGGUGGCAAUCACCGAAAAUCUUCUCCCGCUCUGUUUGUUCGUCUACGUCUAUUUUGCCGUGGGCUCCGAGUGCUGGUGUGGCUUUACCAAGCGAGCGUUCCAAAAUUGGGGCCCCAUGAUUCGUCUCGCGCUCCCAGGUCUGAUCAUGGUCGAGGCCGAGUGUCUCGCAUUUGAGGUGUUGACGCUUGCAUCGAGUUACCUCGGCACAUCCGAACUCGCCGCCCAGUCUAUUCUGGCAACAAUUUCCAGCAUUACAUGGCAAAUCCCAUUCCCGCUCUCCAUUGCCGGCAGUACUCGGGUUGCGAAUUUGAUUGGGGCGACGCUGGUUGGCGCCGCGAAGACUUCGGCCAAGGUGAGCUUCUGUGGGGCGGUGAUUGUCGGCUUGCUCAACAUGCUCCUGCUGUCGACAUUGCGGUCAUACAUCCCAAUGCUAUUCAGCUCCGACCCCGAAGUCAUCGAUAUCGUCGCCCAGGUACUUCCCCUUUGCGCCGCGUUCCAACUGUUCGACGCCCUGGCCGCGAACUGCAAUGGCAUUCUGCGCGGGCUGGGUCGCCAGGAAGUCGGCGGUUAUAUCCAACUGUUCUGCUACUAUGUCGUUGCUAUGCCCAUCAGCAUGGGCACCACGUUCAGCUUGGGUUGGGGGGUCAUGGGGUUGUGGGUCGGUGUCGCCAUAGCGCUGGGACUGGUUUCUCUCAUCGAGGGCCUUUUCAUCAGCCGGGCCAACUGGGAUCGCUCCGUUGAGGAGGCUCUGCAGAGGAAUGAACUGACUUGA
This is a messenger RNA of Penicillium alfredii, 1950 nucleotides long. RefSeq names its product MATE family efflux transporter. Bases 1 to 1950 code for a protein of 649 amino acids. Gene Ontology annotation, molecular function: antiporter activity; xenobiotic transmembrane transporter activity. The record is from RefSeq and is a predicted model, not a curated record. Lineage: Eukaryota; Fungi; Ascomycota; Eurotiomycetes; Eurotiales; Aspergillaceae. The transcript has 2 exons. Gene Ontology annotation, cellular component: membrane. Gene Ontology annotation, biological process: xenobiotic detoxification by transmembrane export across the plasma membrane.